CUAUCUCACCUCACCUCAAAAAUUUUGGGUUCUAGUACCGUCAUCGCGGGGUCUUGCGUACUGGCAUUCUACCGUGGCUGCUAUUAUUUGAUGGACUUGCUCAAGCUCCUCUGUUUUCUGACAUCUGUUUCUCUAGGAGUUGCAGCAGAGCAUGCAGACCUUGAAGUUUAUUGGAAAUCCAAGCUUCCAAACACUCCUAUGCCGAAAGCGGUCAGAGAUAUCAUACAGAACGGAAAGCCUCCAGGAGUUGGCGGUCUCAGCGCAAGUCCCCAGGCCAUCCCAUUCCGUUUUGGUAGAAGAUAUUUUACUUAUGGCCAUGGGGUGGUCAGAGAUGGUAAAAAUCCUACCGAAGGCCAACUCCGUAAUCACCAAAACGUAACAGUUUUCUUCUUGAAAAGGGACCUGCAUGGUGGCUCAAUCAUGAAUCUGCAGUUUGUUAAUUUACUGGACAAUACUACGGCCUUCCUACCCCGCCAGGUGGCUGAUUCCAUUCCCUUCUCGUCCAAAUCUGUUCCCGAAAUUUUGAACAAAUUCUCAGUGAACCCAAAUUCAGUACAAGCCGAAGCUAUCAAGGAACUGAUAGCAGACUGUGAGGAGCCUGGGAACGAAGUGGAAGACAAGUACUGCGCGACAUCUCUCGAGUCUAUGGUUGAUUUCACAACUUCCAAGCUGGGGAAAAAUGUCGGAGCAAUUUCAACCGAAGCCCAGAAAACAGAUCCGAAAAUCUUAAAAUAUGUUAUUGUGGAUGUUUUCAAGUUGAACGACGAUGAUAAAGCAAUCGUUGCUUGCCACAAGCAAAACUAUGUCUACGCAGUUUUUUACUGUCACACCCUGCGGCGUACCGAUGCAUAUAGGGUUAAUUUAGUUGGAGCUGAUGAUGGGGCAAAAGUCAAGGCUGUGGUAGUUUGUCACGAGGAUACAUCAGCAUGGGACCCAAAACAUGUAGCUUUUCAGCUGCUAAAGGUGAAGCCUGGAAAUGUUCCAAUCUGCCAUUUCCUUCCUGAGGAUCACUUUGUCAGCUGGGCUCUAAAGCACUGAAUAUUCUGCACAAAGCUUCUGCGGCUUGGGAGUUCUACUGAUUUAUCUUCCUAUAAUCAAGUUAAUCCUUGUUUAGUCUCUUCUCUAUCUCUAUUAAUUGGUUGUAUUAAUUAUCCAUUAUGUCAGUGUAAUAUUCCCCAAUUGUAAAGGUACCUGGACUCUUACCCAAAAAAAAAAAAGUACGAUCAUCCUACAAGCUAUAACCAAAGGUACCCUAUCAAAUUUUUAGCAUCUUUUUUGGUAGAUAAAGAUGCAUAGAUAAAUUAAAAGGAGCAAGCAAUUAUUUAUAAAGCAAACGAGCAGCAAAGACUCCAAUUCAGUC
This is a messenger RNA of Coffea eugenioides, 1360 nucleotides long. Its product is annotated as BURP domain-containing protein 3-like. NCBI's taxonomy places the organism in Eukaryota, Viridiplantae, Streptophyta, Magnoliopsida, Gentianales, Rubiaceae. The record is from RefSeq and is a predicted model, not a curated record. The transcript has 3 exons. The coding region runs from base 91 to 1038 and encodes 315 amino acids.